Molecule: messenger RNA, 1353 nt
Organism: Malassezia vespertilionis
Lineage: Eukaryota; Fungi; Basidiomycota; Malasseziomycetes; Malasseziales; Malasseziaceae
Gene: SQT1
Product: 60S ribosomal subunit assembly or modification protein
Exons: 1
Coding region: 1-1353 (450 amino acids)
Molecular function (GO): protein binding
Source: RefSeq, a predicted model, not a curated record
AUGACGAGAGAAGAGAACAUGGCGAGCGGUGAGCUCGAGCCGGAAAAUGAAGAUUUGGUCAUUUCUGGCGAAGAUAUCGAGGCUGAUGUGUCGAAUACAGAUGAGGCGCCCAUGGAGGACGACGAUGUGCCUGAUGACGGCGGUGACCAAGACGAAGAGUUCCGCGACGACUCGAUCGCCGCGUUUUAUUCGCACCGAAAAUCUAUAUUCUGCGUCACGCUGCAUCCCAGCUUUCCACAUCCAUCACUGGCCGUUUCAGGUGGUGAGGAUGAUGGCGCGUGGAUCUGGAAUACGAUCGACGGUGCUGAAGUGGCGCAGCUCGGCGGGCAUACCGACAGUGUCGUCGCCGUGGCGUUUAGUGCGGACGGCGAAAUGGUCGCAACGGGUGGUCUCGAUGGCCGCGUUCGUGUAUGGCGCCGACAUGGAACGGGUGACGACUGGAGCAACUGGGAGUUUUUGACGAGCCUCGAAGGUCCCUCUGAAGUCACAUGCCUUUUGUGGCACCCAAAAGGCAGCGUCCUGGUCGCGGGCUCGUCUGACUCAACCCUUUGGAUGUGGCAGCUGCCUUCUGGCAACCUUAUGAACGUAUUUAGUGGGCACACUGAAGCCAUCUCUUGCGCGCGCUUCACGCCCGAUGGCCGCAAGUUGAUCAGCGGCAGCGAAGACGGAUCUCUGAUUGUCUGGGACCCACGCAACGCAACGGUCCAAGCCAAACUUGGGGCGGAGGACAACAGGUUUACACUGGAAGGUGGAGUCACGUCGCUGUGCAUUAGUCCCGACGGGCGUCUUGUCUUGGUGGGCGGCGCAGCCGGCCUGCUUCGUGUCGUGAACGUUGCCAAUGUCGACGCUGGUUCUCCGGCGAGUAUCGUCGGCACACUUGUCGGCCAUGCCGAAGGCGAGAGCAUCGAAUCGGUUGAAUUCAUUGAUUUGCUUCCCGCCGUCACGCCUGGCUCGUUUGUGGGACCCACAUCCCAAACGUCGACGCACGCCGUUUCUGCCGGCACGGACGGCAAAGUAAUUGUUUGGGACCUGGGUGUCAGCAAAGCCCGCAGCGAGGCGAUGCAUGACUCUGCAGUGACAAAAAUCAUCGUACAUCCUUACACACCGCUAUUUACGACAAGUUCUGUGGACCAUCGCAUCCGCACAUUCGAUGCACGGACAAUGGCACUGCUUGGCACUCAGCACGGUUUUACCGACGGCGUUUUGGACGUCGCCGUGGGUAUAGACGAUGGCAUUACGCAAGGCCACGAUACUGGUGGCCUCGGUGCCUAUGUGGAUCCCUCCCAAUUCAAAGGCUACAAAAUGGUUGGUGCAGGCGACGAAGGCGUUGCGCUCGUCUUCCGCCUCACGUAG